Messenger RNA from Dicentrarchus labrax (European seabass), 1574 nucleotides. It is a transcript of the gene ggcta, whose product is annotated as gamma-glutamylcyclotransferase a. The coding region runs from base 346 to 879 and encodes 177 amino acids. The transcript has 4 exons. NCBI's taxonomy places the organism in Eukaryota, Metazoa, Chordata, Actinopteri, Moronidae. Gene Ontology annotation, molecular function: gamma-glutamylcyclotransferase activity. The record is from RefSeq and is a predicted model, not a curated record.
ACCCACCCACACAAAUAUUAACGUUACUUAACUGAAUCAUCAAAUAUUUGUUAAAGAGAGUCGCAACGUCUGUAUAUUUCCUCACCGUGUAUAUGAUGGUUACAGUGGGUAAAGUGGUCGGUUAGCCCUUAGCUCUGGUUAAUGCCCGCCUGUGCUUUCAAACAGCUGGUUAGUAAAAACGCUGCAGUCAACAAGAGCGGCAGCCGCCUGUAACCUUUCCUCAAUAUCUGAGUUUGAACUAGCAGCCAAGACGAGACGAAGACAGCCUGUGGGCAGCGUUUGGAUCCCACACAUCAAAAUCAACCCGCAAAUAUCAAUCAGGGUUUAAGAUCACGGUGAGCUCCUAUGUGUCUAUAUCAAGAGAUGUCUGGUGCUGCCGUCGGUCGCUUCAUGUACUUCGCUUUCGGAAGCAACUUAUUGAAGGAGAGACUGCAGCUGGCAAACCCCUCGGCGACAUUUUACUCCACCGGCCGACUGAAGGACUAUGAGUUGAACUUCGGCCUCUGGGAGAAAAAUGCACACACCACUUGGCAUGGCGGCGUGGCCACCAUUGAGUCCCAUCCAGGGGAAGAAGUGUGGGGGGUAGUCUGGACUUUGAGCGACGAAAACCUCACAAGCCUAGACAACCAGGAAGGUGUGAGCACGGGGAAGUAUUCUCCUCUUGAGGUUUCAGUGGAGACCGAUAAAGGACCGAUGCUCUGCAGGACUUAUCAGAUGAACAAUUUCCAUGCCUGUCCUCCCUCUCCACAAUACAAACAGGUGGUGUGUCUGGGUGCAGAGCAGAACGGACUCCCAGUGGGGUACCUGAAGAGGCUGGAGGCCAUUCAAACCAACGACUACAGUGGCCCCUCAAUCCUCGAUCAAAUCAGAAUGAAGUAGAGACUGAAAGUUCACAUUACUGACUUUGGAAACAUCAGUUGACGAAACAACCUCACCACAGGGUCCAUUUAGUCGUUGUUCAAAAUACAUGAAGAGCGAGAAAUAGCUACUAAGUUGACCUUUGGGUGGUUACCUUGUGCAGUUUCUGGGGCUUCAACCACAUUUCUGUCAGUUAUUACUUUAAUCAGUAGUAUUAUAGUAUGAUUACAAUGAAAUGGUACUAAUGUAAUGGUAAUGAAGACUGAGACUCAGUUAACAGAAAGUGGAAAAACGAACUAGGUAGUUAAGACAGUAAAUUGGCACCACUGUGUGGCCCGAAGUGAAUAAGGCAUGCAUUUGAUAAUGAGACAUUUAAAUGGGCUCAACACAUCCCUGAUCUUUUAUUUUGAGCUGCUAUUAAGGAAGUAAUUUGAGAAAUACGUUGACUGAUAAAUUUCAGCUGAAGACUAAAUGUGGCUGGUAGAAAAUUGUUUAAUUCCAUUAUUUCUCAGGGGAAUAUUAAACACUAAUGGAACUUUUAUUGUGACAUUAUCUUCUAUUCCUGCUGAUAAAAGGAAGAAAAGGUGGCCAGAAGUCUUUUCAGUUACACAUGAAAGAAAUGAAAUACCUUGAAGUGCUUUCACACAGCUUGAUUUAAAGUUAAAUUCUUUAUUAUGAAAUGAAAAAUAAAAAUGAAUCAUUUACGUAAAAGGAAA